AUGCCGAAAGCAAAAUCAUCGUACUACGCUGUAAGAGUUGGUCGUGAACCGGGGAUUUAUACUACCUGGGAAGAAUGUGGACAGCAAAUAUCAAAAUUCCCUAAAGCAAGAUAUAAAAAAUUUGGUAGUCUACAAGAAGCACGUACCUUCAUGCAAGAGGGGAGGAAUGAUGGCGAAGUGACAUCAUCUUAUAGAAUUCCACCAGAUGUGCCUGUAGUAAAGGAUUCUCCUAAACAGGAAAAGGAUGAGAUUACUCUUAGUAACAAGGUUAAUAAUAGUAACACGCAAAUUUCAACAACACGAGAGAAGGAUCAAGAACCUGAUAAACUAAAAGUAUGGACAGAUGGAUCUGCACUUGGAAAUGGUAGAUUCGGAGCACGGGCCGGUGUUGGUGUGUUUUGGGGUGCGAAUGAUUCGAGGAAUAUAAGUGAGCGAUUGCCAGGUCCUAAACAAACAAAUCAACGAGCUGAGAUCACAGCUGCCAUAAGAGCGCUAGAAACAUGUACCGACAAUCAUCUGACUCUUGAAAUAAAAACCGAUAGUCAGUACUUGGUCAAAGCACACAAAAGUUGGAUAGAAAAUUGGGUAAAAAACGGUUGGAAAACGGCCACAAAACAGGAUGUCGGGAAUAAAGACUUAUUUCAACGGUUGUUAGAGUUAAUUAAGAAUCGAGAGGGAAAAGUGGAAAUUACAUAUGUACCAGGACAUGCAGGUGUAGAAGGAAACGAAGCAGCCGAUCGAUUAGCAAAUGCUGGAGCAUUGCUUGAUGAUGUCGUUAUUAAUGAUAAUUAUAAUAGUAACAUUAUUCCAAAAGAGAUUAUCAAUGAAGAGGAUGAUGAGAUUGCUCGUACCGAAGAACAAUUUAAUCGGUCUCUCGAUUCAUCUAUUGCAUCAAUUCCUUCUCCUUCCCAUAUCAUUUCUACUACCAUCAAAACACCAUCGUCCAUUUCUUUUGAUCAAGUUGACAAUACUUAUCCAAUUUCAGAAGAAUAUAUAGAUUUGUUGGUGAAAAAUAACUGCAUUUCUGACGAACAACUCGAUUUAUUAAAGAAUAGUAAAUGA
This is a messenger RNA of Ambispora gerdemannii, 1062 nucleotides long. Lineage: Eukaryota; Fungi; Glomeromycota; Glomeromycetes; Archaeosporales; Ambisporaceae. The record is from the annotation of a GenBank genome assembly.